Molecule: messenger RNA, 1978 nt
Organism: Aspergillus saccharolyticus JOP 1030-1
Lineage: Eukaryota; Fungi; Ascomycota; Eurotiomycetes; Eurotiales; Aspergillaceae
Product: UPF0187 domain membrane protein
Exons: 7
Coding region: 252-1685 (477 amino acids)
Molecular function (GO): chloride channel activity
Source: RefSeq, a predicted model, not a curated record
UUCCACUCCUCUCUUCGUCAAUUUCGCAGGGUGGUCCUUACUUCGCUAUUAAUUCCCCUAGAUGACUCAACUAGUUGACUAGUUCCCCCAAUUGGCUCUUCUGUGGAGCAAUCCUGACCUAGUGUGGUUCGUUUUCCCCAAGGCAGGUCCUUUGUGCGAAACCGUAUAUCCUCGACUGUCCACACUCCAUCUUUGUUCCUCCUCCUCUGAUUCCUCCUACAACUUCAUCGUGCGUCACCUUCCUCAGCAACAUGUCGGAAGAAGCAGGACAUCAGGAGGAGCCCUUGGUUGCGCCUGUCCAGACUGCAAAGAACGAACCCUCAACGAAUGUACAAGAGAAAGAGCCGCGGCCAGGGCGCCUGACGCCGCGCCCCAGCUUCCUCGAAAACCUCGCCAAUUCCCGUGAUAGCCAAUUCAUGCUUGACCGACGCAAUUCGAGUGAGCUCGUUCGAUACUUUCAUGGCCCCCGCGAUCUCGAUAGACACUCCAAAUGGCCCCUCGCCUUCCGUAUGCACGGCAGUAUCAUGCCCAAGAUGAUCCUACCCUUAUUCUUAGUCGCCCUCUGGUCUACGGCUAUUACUUGCAUUUCACACUUUGUGCACUCUCUUGGUAUCAACAGUAUCCUGCUCACAAUCACCGGCUUCGUUGUCAGUUUGGCGCUUUCGUUCCGCAGUUCGACUGCCUAUGAGAGAUGGGCGGACGGACGCAAAUACUGGGCAUUGCUAAUCCAGACAUCUCGCAACCUCGCACGGACGAUUUGGGUGAACACUGCUGAGCGUCCAGGAGAGCUGGGAAAGGAAGAUCUGCUGGCGAAACUGACGGCGUUCAACCUCAUUCUCGCCUUUGCCGUCGCCCUCAAGCACAAGCUCCGAUUCGAACCUGAUGUCGGCUACGAAGACCUCGCAGGGCUCAUUGGCCAUCUCGACACCUUCGCUAAGGAGGCCCACGACCGUCGAGUUCUCCAGCCCCCGAAGAAGUCUCCCUGGAAGAACUUCGGUGAAUACCUAGGCGUGUCCUUUGCCGAGUCGAACCCCCGCAAGCUCAUCAAGCGGUCCAAGAAGCCUUUGGGACAUCUGCCGCUGGAAAUCCUGAACCACCUGUCAGCCUACGUCGAUCGCUGCAUUGGUAAUGGAACUCUUUCCUGCGGUCUUCACCAAAGUCAACUCAUUGGUGGUAUCUCCACCUUAAACGAAUGCCUUACCGGCACUGAGCGCGUUCUCGAUACUCCUCUCCCUGCCGCAUACACCAUUUCCAUCGCCCAGAUUUCGUGGAUCUAUGUCAUGGUUCUCCCCUUCCAGAUGUACAACUACCUAGGUUGGAUCACCAUUCCCGGCUCGAUCGUCGCCGCCUACAUUAUCCUCGGUCUUGCCUUCAUCGGCAGCGAAAUCGAGAACCCCUUCGGACACGACGUCAAUGAUCUGCCCCUCGAGACCUACUGCCGUCAGCUCGCCAACGAACUGGAUAUCAUCUCUGCCAUGCCGCCGCCCAAGCUCGAUGAGUUUGGUGUCCGCGAGGACAACUUCGUGCUCUUCCCUCUGAGCACGUCUGGCUACAAUGAAUGGAAGGAGCGUUCCGUCGAGGACAUCCGCGCCGCCCUGCGGUCCAAGGUCGUCGUCAACACAGCCCCAGCAGAAUCGGAGACGACGACCAUGGUCGGAAGCAUGAGCAGCAAGCAGACGGUUUAAGCAUUGUGAAGUGUCAGAAAAACUGGUGAUAGAAGAGUGAAUUGUGGUAAUGUGCAUUCGAACCCGAGGCGGGGAAAAAUUAAUGGAUUUGGCGUCUUGUUUAAGCAUGCGCGUCCGGUGUUUAUGUUGUUGAGCUAUAUUGACUUCUGAUGGCGGACGGGUUAGAUGUGUACAUGGGUUCUCUUUGGGUCUUUUUGGUAUGCGGCUUGGGACAUAUGGUUCAAUUAGCUCUGCAAUAGUGGGAAAAGUACUGUACAAGAAAGAAAUAUGUACAUAUAUUCAAUCUCUCCUCG